Molecule: messenger RNA, 621 nt
Organism: Caenorhabditis remanei
Lineage: Eukaryota; Metazoa; Nematoda; Chromadorea; Rhabditida; Rhabditidae
Exons: 5
Coding region: 1-621 (206 amino acids)
Source: RefSeq, a predicted model, not a curated record
AUGACGAUUCACACUAGUUUUCUGACGGUUAUUGUGGUUUUCUUGGUGUUUUUGAACGGGAGUGAUGGGAAUAUUGGAAACUGUGACCUUAGCACCCCACCACCCAGUUGGCUUUCCACCAACGCCACCGGAAUCCUGGAUUGGGCGACUGCCGGACAACCGACAAAUGGAUCCAAUUUUUGUGUUCAGGGUUCCCACGACGACCAUACCUUCCACGUGGCGUAUCACAUCGAUUUGGGAAGUACCCCUGGAGAAGAGGUCAAAAAAUAUGUAGAUCACGAUUAUCGAUUGGGUUCAUCACAGAAUGGAUGUGUGAAUAAUAACACAAGAAUUGUGUAUUGUUUUGCACUUUGUUUGAAUGACACGUUGCAGAAUAUGGUAAUCGAGUCCGCGCUGAAAUCCAACCAAGUCUCAUUUGUAGCUCAAGACAUCCAGAAAACUACACAACUCGAUUGGGCGAUUACAGUUAUGCAGGUAGACUACAACGACCCGAACACUCAUCUGAAUGCAAGUGCCUUCCUGGUCGCAGACGCCUACUGUAGUGUCUAUAUUGGAAUUAAGCCUAAGUUAGGGUUUGAUUAUUUGUAUGAGAUUCAGUUGGGCAAGAUUUUGAAGGAUUAA